This is a messenger RNA of Exaiptasia diaphana, 2756 nucleotides long. RefSeq names its product chondroitin sulfate synthase 1. The transcript is spliced from 2 exons. The record is from RefSeq and is a predicted model, not a curated record. Bases 370 to 2559 code for a protein of 729 amino acids. NCBI's taxonomy places the organism in Eukaryota, Metazoa, Cnidaria, Anthozoa, Actiniaria, Aiptasiidae. Gene Ontology annotation, cellular component: Golgi cisterna membrane. Gene Ontology annotation, molecular function: glucuronosyl-N-acetylgalactosaminyl-proteoglycan 4-beta-N-acetylgalactosaminyltransferase activity.
UCGAGUCAAACUUGAAUCCACCACAUAAAAUGGUUUACUAAACAAAUCAGGUAACUUGUGAAAUAAUCCAUGGUUCAUUUGACAGAAGAAACAUCAGGGAAAAACUUUAAUCCAAGAAAAAAGAGCAAAGUGGUUUUGCUAAGCAACAGAGCAGCAGCAAAGUUAUGCUGUGCACGUGUAUUGUGACGUCAAGACAAGGACAUCAUGAAGUCCCUAAGUAAACGAAGCUGUUUAAAUUUCAAAACUUCUCUCCGUCGCUCCAAAACGACACCAAUGAAACAAUAUCAAGUAAACGAUUAUUAGCAAGUCAAGGAACUGUUUGAUAACGCAACAAAGAGUGAAAACUCGAGGAUUAGGUUUGCCAACACAAUGAAAACCCGCCAUAUGAGUAUCAAAGGUGUCUUUACUCUCUUCGGUGGCUUGAUCUUUGGUUUUACCGUGGCUCUUAUCCUAAGGCAACAAAUCCUUCCUGUUCCAACUCACCGUUGCCAAAUCUAUAAUUUAAAAACUGACACAAGACCAAGAGARAUAGCCAAAGAACUUGGCAUGCGAAAACUUGUCUUCAUUGGAGUUAUGACUGCAGAGAAAUUCCUUGACACUCGCGCCAAAGCGGUUUACGAAACGUGGGGCAAAAAAGUGCCGGGGAAAUUACAAUUUUUCUCUAGUAAGGGGUCCAAAGAUAACCCCGAGUUACCCAUAGUUAGUCUACCUGGUGUUGACGAUUCGUAUCCACCACAACGCAAGUCAUUGAUGAUGUUAAAAUACAUGCACGAUCACUAUAUYGACCAGUAUGAAUGGUUUAUGAGAUCCGACGACGAUGUUUACAUCAGAAGYAAUAAACUCUCUGAAUUUCUACAUUCGCUCAACAGUUCGCAAGAUAUUUAUGUAGGCCAAGCUGGAACAGGUGCAAAAGCUGAGAAAGGCCUCUUGGGGUUAGGGUACGGAGAUAACUUUUGUAUGGGAGGCCCAGGGGUGAUUAUGACCAGAAGCGUUCUAAAGAAAGUGGUWCCUCAUGUCGAGCAUUGUCUGCAAAAUCUAUACACAACUCACGAAGACGUGGAAGUCGGACGGUGYAUCAAGAAGUUUGUUGGAGUUUCUUGUACCUGGUCUUUUGAGAUGCAAGCAUUAUUUUACCACAACCAAAGUAAAUCUCAAGCCUACCAUGGCAACCUUGACACAAAGUCAGUGCGCAAAGCAAUAACCCUCCAUCCUAUMAAGAAUCCCCCUUACAUGUAUCGACUGCACUCACACUUCAUGGGAAUGGGAAUUCAAAACCUUCAACACAAAGCAGUGAAGCUCCAACGAGUGCUACGUAAUAUGGAUGUCUUGCUGAAUUUAAGCAGCCAUAGUUUGUCCACAGAAAGGAAAAUACAUCUUCAAGACAUAAGAGACUUUCACUCGCAGUUGCACCAUGACCACAUUGAAUCAUGGGAUAUGUUUACAGCAACAAAGUUUUACUCUGAUGUAACMCUACAGCCACCUGAAACAGGAAUGAGRGAUCCAUUGAAGAGUGGCCUGAAYAAAGUACUGGGACAGACAAUGGGGCUUAUCAAUGACGAGGCACGUACUGUAUUACAUCGGAGCUUAGAAUUUAUGAAACUAAACCAUGGUUACAUCAGAGUACAUCCUCUUUACGGUGCGCAGUAUAUGCUUGAUAUGCUGAUGAAAUAUCAUCGGCAUCUUGGSCACAAUCGCCGAAGGAUGACAGUUCAUGUACGUCAUCAUGCGUAUCUUCAACAGCCKUUUGGUAACUUGGUAUUUCAUGCUGAGCCUGCYGUUACAUCAUCUACUGCUGUGAAUUUUAUCCUCCCACUUGCUGGCCGCUAUGAAACCUUUGUGAGAUUUAUGGAAAACUUUGAAACAGUUGUUUUUCAAAAACAUGAGAAUGUAAAGCUAUUGGUGGUUUAUUUUACCUCAGUAGAAGAACCAAGUAAACAUAAAGUAUUGUUGGAAAAAUACCGCAAGCGUUACCCCGAAGCUGAUUUACUAUGGAUUGAAGCUCUUGGAGACUUCUCUAGAGGUCUGGGUCUUACUUUAGGCGCCAAUCAGUUUGAUACAUCUUCUCUUUUAUUUUUUUGUGACGUUGAUUUACUUUUCGAUGGAGAAUUCCUAAACCGAUGUCGUAGUAAUACAAUUCUAGGAAAACAGGUUUAUUACCCAAUGGUUUUUAGUCAGUUUGAUCCUAAAGCAACUUACAUGAAUGMACAGCAAAGAAACCACUUUAAUUUGGAUAAAAAUGCUGGCUUCUGGCGGACUUAUGCCUUUGGGAUUGUGUGUAUGUAUCAAAGUGACUUAAAAGCGGUUGGAGGUUUUGAUACGACCAUUCGAGGAUGGGGACUUGAAGACGUAGARCUCUUYGAAAAGUUUAUAAAAAAUGACAACAUAGAUGUCUUUCGGGGAGCUGAUCCUGGACUUAUUCACGUCUACCAUCCAGUUGUUUGCGACCCAAACUUGGUAGAUCGACAAUGGGAGAUGUGCAGGUCAUCAAAAGCCUCUGGUUUUGCAUCUCAAUACUCCACACUUCAGAUAUUAAUUAAGAAAGGGUUUAAAAGUAGUUAAAGUUAGGUUUUUCUAAUAGUUAGGGAGGUUUUUGUAUAAUAAAUUAUUGUCAUAUCAGUGACUGGUUCAUUCUGCCUUUUUUGGAGAUGCCGACUGUUUUAAUUCACAGCUCAAGAUACAGACUGAUCAUACUUGUCUAAAACCUUCAGACACACACUAUUAUGCAUUAUAAAAAAAAUAAAAUCUUAAAAAAGUUA